AUGGAACUGUGCAAAAAAGCCAAACUAUAUAUAAAACUCAAUGAUGUUCUUGUUGAGGACCGAUUCUUGUCAGUUAUAAACAAAACCACAGUUCAGCUUCAACUUCAAGAUUUUAAUGCUCCCUUUUCCAUCGUUGUAUGUUAUGCUAGUUGUCCCCAGCAGACUCAUGAUGAAGUGGUAUGUGGAACAGAAUUUUGCAUGGGCCAUUUACCUGACAGGCCUGUCAAUUUAACCUGCUUCAAAUAUGAGCAUUCGAAUAAUAUGAGGUGCACUUGGGACCCAGGCAAAGACACGCAUUUAAACACUAGGUACAACCUGUAUUUGAAGAGUUUACAGACUGAAGAGAACAAUACCUUUCCUUCAAACAGCCAUUUUUGUGUCAUCCCUCUGACCAGCCUGCAGAAAAACCAAACAUUUUCUAUUCAGGUCUAUGCUGAAAAUUACCUAGGAGCAGUUUAUUCGGAUCCUUUACAAGUUAACCUCACGGAAAUAGAGAUACCAGUGACACCAACAAUAACCCAGGUUGAAACUGUGGACUAUCCAGUAUUUAAGACUAUAAUCAAGUGGGAGAAGCGAACUGCACUCAGUAACACCCAUUGUGAAGAUCGUCACAAGGAGAUGACAAGUGAAACUUGGCAUGUUAGAGAAUUGGUUGCUGAAAGGGAUCAUUACACUGAGUACUAUUUAGAUGCAAACACUAAGUAUGAGUUCCAAGUUAGAUGCAAGUUAAUUCAAGUUGGAAAAUUUUGGAGUACAUGGAGUGAGCCUGUAACAUAUAUGACUCCAGAAGCUGAACCAUCUUCAGUACUUGAUGUGUGGAGAUAUUUGGGACCAAACUACCCAAAUGGUAGCCAAGAGGUAACCAUCUUGAUCAAGCCAUUUCAUCCAAAAGAGAGCAGAGGGCAAAUUCUGGGCUACAAAGUGUUCUGUGAAAACCAAGGGAAAAAUAUGAGUUUAUGUAAUACAACAGAGACAAAAUGCAAAAUUUUGGUGCCUGCAACAGUGACUUAUGUCUAUGUGACAGCACAGAAUUCAAAAGGAAGUUCCAAACCUGCAAAUAUUACGGUGAACCAACAGUCCUUUAAUUACCAUGAUUUUCCACCCCCUACCCAUAUGCAAAUAAAGGAUGAACUGAAGGGAAUUUCUGUUAUGUGGGAACUUCCCAUAUACAUUGAAAAACCAGUGUUGUGGUACAUAGUAGAGUGGACUUAUGCAGGUUGGCAGAGUCAUGACCAACAUGACAUUUUGUGGAAAAAAGUCCCCAGCCAGAACACAACAACGUAUAUACCAGAAGACAUCAACAUGAAAAGCUACUUUAACAUUUUGGUGUAUGCUGUGUACCAUGAUGGAAUCAGCGAGGCAUAUUCUAUACAAAGCCAUUCAGAUGGGCUAUUGAAACAGUUUCCAGAUGGACAUGCUAUUAACAUUCUAGAAAGCACCUCUCCAGUUUCCUAUGAUGAUGAUGAUGUUGGCGUUCUAUUGGGGAUUGGCAUUGGAGUGGCCUUCUUAUCUUUCUUUCUUUUGGCUUUGAUCUCGAAGAAGUCAUUCAGGAAAAGGAUUAGCACCGUGCUCGUUUCAGUGACACCCAAGUGGCUACUUGAAGAUUAUCCUCAAGUGCAGAAGAGCAGUGUGAUCAGAAUGCUCCAGGAAAGAAAUAGUUCCAUGAUGCACAAUUUCAACUGGCUGUUGUUGGAUUAUGAAGAUGCUGUAGUAACUGAAGUAGAGGAGACAUGGGUAGACAAGGAGUGUAAACCUCUGGAUGAUAAAAGGGAAACCAAAGAAUCAGCUUCUGAUAUCAGUCUACCAGAGACACCACUUGUCAACAAUUCUGAUAUGACAGAGGAAAAUGGCUACAAACCUCAGGUCUGCAACAAGGCAUCCCUAUUCAGCAGUAGUUGUGGAACAUAUUCCCAAAAUCUGGAUACAAAAUCAAAUCUCCCAGCUUCACCCAUGAAUGUUUUAAUAAAAAAUUAUAUGAGCCCUAUUACCGCCAUACGGCCUACUGAGGGCGUGGAUGAAAAUGCACUUUUACUUGAAAAAGUCAAUCUUAUUCUGAGCAACAGUACAAGUGGGCAGAGCAACAUAUUCACCUUUACAGAAGAAUCAAAUAGUGCAAUGGAAAAUCAAUGGAAGCUCCCAUUAUCAGAAAACAAUAUUCAAGAACAGACCUUGAUACCAGAUGAAUUGCUGUCAUGUUUAAGAACUGUGAAUGAAAACUCUACAGAUUUAAUGUCUUAUUUUCCACAAAGUAUUGUAAAGUGAUUUUGGAACAAAAAAUAUAUAUUAGUGAUCGUGCAAACAGAACAGGCAAAAUUUUUCUGCAUAUUCAACAAAAAUAAUUCAAAUUAUACUUCAACACUCAUCGUCUUGAAUGAGGUCAAAAGGUGCAGCUGGAGACACUUGCAGUAUUAUCUUUCCAUUCAAAUUCAUUCUGGUGUUAUAAGAAGCUCUUAA
Gekko japonicus is the source of this 2454-nucleotide messenger RNA. RefSeq names its product interleukin 23 receptor (gene IL23R). Gene Ontology annotation, molecular function: protein binding; cytokine receptor activity. Gene Ontology annotation, cellular component: membrane. The transcript is spliced from 13 exons. The record is from RefSeq and is a predicted model, not a curated record. Lineage: Eukaryota; Metazoa; Chordata; Lepidosauria; Squamata; Gekkonidae.